CAACAUCCGGGUCCUGGGCAGCGUCACGUGCCUGAUCACUUCCGGUAGCGUCUCAAUGAUGGCGCUCGCGUAGUCUUGGCGAUUCUUCCUCUAUGUAAAGCAGUUUGUUGAAUGCCUGCCGGCUUUUCGAUGGGGUGAAAACGCCCGUAUCGGUCUAAGACUACCGGGACGUAGCGUGAAGUGCGCCGGUUCCCAGGCAAAGCGAUUCGGGCACCCUGCAAGCUUCUCGUUUAUUCUGCAUCACUUUGUAGCGCUGAUUGUAUAGAUAGACCUUUCAUUUAACUGGUCCGGUAAAAUGGCCCCUGUUCAAAUCGGUUCGGAUGGGCAGCUGGUCCCGGCUGGGGGACCAAGUUCAAUAUCCCAGCCCCUGGGGGCACAUGGUGUACGGCUCAGUUUACUGAUUGAAUUCCUUCUGCAGAGAACGUAUCACGACAUCACCCUCCUGGCUGAGCUACUUCCAAGGAAGACUGACAUGGAAAGGAAAAUUGAAAUUGUGCAGUUCGCCAGCCGAACCCGCCAGCUCUUUGUUCGUCUGUUGGCCCUUGUGAAGUGGGCAGGGAAUGCUGGAAAGGUUGAAAAAUGCGCGAUGAUCUCCAACUUCCUGGACCAGCAGGCCUUCUUGUUUGUGGACACAGCCGACCGACUGGCUUCCCUGGCGCGGGACGCCUUGGUCCACGCUCGUCUGCCGAGCUUCGCCAUCCCAUUCGCUGUCGAUGUUUUGACCACUGGCUCCUAUCCACGUCUGCCCACUUGCAUCCGGGAUAAGAUCAUUCCCCCAGAUCCCAUCACUAAGCUGGAGAAGCAGGUCACCCUGCACCAGCUGAACCAGAUCCUGCGUCACCGUCUGGUCACCACCGACCUGCCCCCGCAGCUGGCCAACCUGACUGUGGCCAACGGCCGAGUGAAGUUCCGAGUCGAGGGAGAGUUUGAAGCCACGCUAACUGUGAUGGGGGAUGAUCCAGAUGUUCCCUGGAGGCUCCUGAAGCUGCAGAUUCUUGUUGAGGACAAAGAAACGGGAGAUGGCCGGGCCUUGGUGCACAGCAUGCAGGUGCACUUCAUCCACGAGCUGGUGCAGUCUCGCCUCUUCGCUGAUGAGAAACCCUUGCAGGACAUGUUCAACUGCCUGCACUCGUUCUGCCUGGCCCUGCAGUUGGAGGUGCUCCACUCGCAGACGCUGACGCUGGUGCGCGAACGCUGGGGUGACCUCGUCCAGGUGGAGCGCUACCUCCCAGCGAGAUGUUUGACCCUGGCAGUCUGGAAUCAGCAGGUCCUGGGCCGAAGGACAGGCUCUGCCUCUGUUCACAAGGUCAACAUCAGAGUCGAUGAGACGGACAGCUCCAAGCCAUUGCAGAUAUCCCAUGAACCUCCACUGCCUUCCUGUGACCGUAAACUAAUGGAGAGAGCCUUGCGGAUCGACCAUCUGUCAGUAGAGAAGCUGUUGAUUGACAGUGUUCAUGCACGCUCCCACCAAAAACUUCAAGAGCUCAAAGCCAUACUCAAGACCUAUAACCCCAGUGAUAACUCCUUUAUAGAAACUGCUCUGCCUACCUUGGUCAUCCCCAUCCUGGAACCCUGUGGUCGCUCGGAGUGUCUCCACAUCUUUGUUGAUUUGCAUUCCGGAAUGUUCCAGCCAAUGCUAUAUGGAACUGAUCAGUCCAUGCUGGAUGACAUCGAAAAGUCUAUAAACGAUGACAUGAAGCGCAUCAUCUCCUGGCUCCAGCAGCUUAAGUUCUGGUUGGGGGAGCGGAGGUGCCGGCAGUCGGUGAAGCACCUCCCGACGGUGUGCUGUGACUCCCUGCUGCUGGGUAACGCUGACUCCCACCCUGCCGGCAGCCUCUCCAAGCAUCGCCUCAUCAUCAAGCUCACUCGCCUCCCGCAGUACCACAUAGUGGUGGAGAUGUUUGAAGUUCCUGGCUGCCCCACUGAGUUGGAGUACAAGUACUCCUUCCUGUCUGUCAGCCAGCUGCAUUCUGAGGAUGCUACAUCCAGAGCUCAGCUGCUUCAGCAGUUUAAGUCCAACCUGGAGGACCUGGUGCUAGACUGGGGCACCAAGUCUGGUGCCAAGAGGAAGCUCUCAGGGGACCGGUGUGCCGUGGAGCCCAAGAAGCCCAAGAGAUCGGGCGAGAUGUGUGCCUUCAACAAGGUGGUGGCUCACCUGGUAGCCAUGUGCGACUCCAACAUGCCCUUCAUCGGCCUGCGUUGUGAGCUAUCUAACAUGGGGAUCCCUCACCAGGGAGUGCAGGUAGAAGGAGAUGGCAGCGGGCAUGCUAUCCGUGUCCUGAGGAUCCCUCCAAGCAAGGUGCUCAGUGAGGACACCAGCAAGGCCCUGGAGCGCACCCUGUUGGACUGUACCUUCAGGCUUCAGGGCCGCAACAACCGUACCUGGGUGGCGGAACUGGUCUUCUCCAACUGCCCCCUCAGUAGCACCUCCAGCAAGGAGCAGGUCUCCGCACACCAUGUCUACCUGACCUAUGAAAACCCACUUUCUGAGCCGGUUGGUGGCCGCAAGGUUGUGGAGAUGUUCCUAAAUGAUUGGAAUAGCAUCAGUAAGCUGUAUGAGUGUGUGCUGGACCUGGCUCGAUCCCUGUCAGACAUGCCGUCUUAUCUGAGCCUCUUUUCGGAGAUCCGCUUGUAUAAUUACCGCAGGCUGGUCCUAUGUUACGGCAGCACGAAGGGCAGCUCGGUGACGAUCCAGUGGAAUUCUGUCACCCGGCGGUUCCAGCUCUGCCUCGGCACAGUAGGGCCUAACUCUGGCUGCAGCAACUGCCAUAACAUCAUUCUCCACCAGCUACAGGAAAUGUUCAACAAGACUCCCAAUGUUGUGCAGCUGCUGCAGGUGCUCUUUGAUACUCAGGCCCCUUUAAAUGCCAUCAACAAGCUGCCCACAGUGCCCAUGCUGGGACUGACUCAGAGGACCAACACAGCCUACCAGUGCUUCUCCAUCCUCCCCCAGUCCCCAACACACAUCCGCCUGGCCUUCCGCAAUAUGUACUGCAUCGAUAUCUACUGCCGCAGCCGCGGCGUGGUGGCCAUCCGCGACGGGGCCUACAGCCUGUUUGACAACACGAAAAUCGUGGAGGGGUUUUAUCCAGCACCUGGCCUUAAGACGUUCCUCAACAUGUUUGUGGACAGCAACCAGGAUGCACGGCGGCGCUCGGUGAAUGAGGACGACAACCCCCCGUCGCCUGUGGGGGUGGACAUGAUGGAGUCCCUCAUGUCCCAGCUUCAGCCCCAGCCGUUUGUCAAACAGCAGCCAGGAGGCAGCGUCUACGCUCCACUCACGUCCCCUCCGACCCCCUACCACCAGAACGUAGCCCCAUCUCCCUCCAUGAUCCCCACGCAAUCCCCAGGUAAUAUCCAUGCCGCCAACUCGCCCAGUGGUGCCUUGCGGGCCCCCUCCCCCUUCGGACCCACCCCGUCUCCUUCUUCGCUGGGCAUUUCUAUGGGACAGACGUCCAACUUUGCCAGCCCACAUGGAGCUUUGGACCCCAGCUCGCCCUACACAAUGGUCUCCCCCAGUCAGCGUGCGAGUACCUGGCCGGGGUCCCCGCAGGUGUCUGGCCCUUCUCCUGGUGCCCGUAUCCAUGGGAUGUCGCCGGGCAACCCCUCCCUCCACUCCCCUAUCCCCGACGCUUCGCAUUCCCCCCGUGCUGGACCUAAUUCCCAAACCAUGCCCACCAACAUGCCGCCCCCCCGCAAGCUCCCUCAGCGCUCCUGGGCGGCCUCCAUCCCCACUGUUCUUACCCACAGUGCCUUGCACCUCCUGCUCCUGCCCUCCACCACGCCAUGCCUGGUGCCCGGGUUGGCCGGCAGCUACCUGUGCUCCCCGCUGGAGCGCUUCCUGGGCUCCGUCGUCAUGAGGAGGCACCUGCAGAGGAUCAUCCAGCAGGAGAACCUCACCAUAGUGAAUUCGAAUGAACCUGGCGUCAUCAUGUUCAAGACAGACGUCCUCAAGUGCAGGGUAGCGCUGAACCCCAAGACCUACCAGACCCUCCAGCUGAAGGUGACUCCUGAGAAUGCAGGACCCUGGGCUUCGGAGGAGUUACAGGUGUUGGAGAAGUUCUUUGAGACCAGGGUUGCAGGACCCCCCUUUAAGUACAACACCCUAAAUGCCUUUACCAAGUUGCUGGGGGCCCCCACCAACAUCCUCAGGGACUGUGUACGCAUCAUGAAGCUGGAGCUGUUUCCAGAGCAGGCUGCCCAGCUCAAGUGGAACGUGCAGUUCUGCCUGACCAUCCCCCCCAGUGCGCCUCCCAUCGCCCCCCCCGGCACCAUCGCUGUGGUUCUGAAAUCCAAAAUGCUGUUUUUCCUCCAGCUGACCCAGCGGAUGCCCCUGGGCCAGGAGCCCGUGUGCCUCAUCGUGCCCAUCGUGUACGACAUGGCCACGGGCCUCACGCAGCAGGCCGACAUCCCGCGCCAGCAGAGCUCCUCCGGAGCCGCCGCCCUCAUGGUCAGCAGCAUCCUCAAGAGGUUCAACGACAUGCACCCCCCACGCCAAGGUGAAUGCACGGUAUUCGCCUCUGUUCAUGAACUCAUGGCCACUCUUACACUGCCCCCUGGUGGUCGCCCAUAGCAUCUUCUCUUCUGCGCUCUAAAUCCUACAUUGAGAGGAGCCACUCCUGUACACUGCCUACUGUGCCCCAGAGAAAAUGAAUCUCUUCAUUUGACAAUGAUGUCAAAGCUGAGUGUCUAUGGCUGAGUUGCCUUUAGCCAUCAAACAGUUAUGAUGCAAAAACUUUAUAAAAUUCAGUUGUAAGGAUGUUCUUAACGAAUGAAUGAGCACUGCAGAAUCCAAGUCAUAAAUGAAAGUACAAGCUACUGUAGAUUUUAAUUUAUUUUCCUCCCAUUCGCACUUCACUGUUUUACCUACAGUUGUACAUUUUUUGCUUACUAGGAUAAACAAUAGUUGUAACAGGACAUUUUGCAAGAAGCUUUAUUCAAAUAGAUUUUAUACCAAAACGCCAAUAUUAUUGAUGUAUUGGAAUUUACUUUUGCUUAGUACUCCUAUAUAAAUGUCUCCCUUUUUAAUGUUGUGAUUUGUCAGUUAAGUGUCACUUUGCAUAUUGUAAAACUGUGACAAAGUUUAUAAGUAAGCCCUAUUUUAUUAUGGGAUGCUCUUGUGACCGAAUAGAAGAAUGUGAGAUGAAAUGUCUGUCUUUAAUAAAUGCUAUUUAAGUAAAUA
This is a messenger RNA of Paramormyrops kingsleyae, 5182 nucleotides long. Its product is annotated as mediator of RNA polymerase II transcription subunit 14-like. Lineage: Eukaryota; Metazoa; Chordata; Actinopteri; Osteoglossiformes; Mormyridae. Gene Ontology annotation, cellular component: mediator complex; core mediator complex. The record is from RefSeq and is a predicted model, not a curated record. Gene Ontology annotation, molecular function: transcription coregulator activity. Gene Ontology annotation, biological process: regulation of transcription by RNA polymerase II.